Messenger RNA from Momordica charantia (bitter melon), 1882 nucleotides. It is a transcript of the gene TAR2, whose product is annotated as tryptophan aminotransferase related 2. NCBI's taxonomy places the organism in Eukaryota, Viridiplantae, Streptophyta, Magnoliopsida, Cucurbitales, Cucurbitaceae. Gene Ontology annotation, molecular function: carbon-sulfur lyase activity; transaminase activity. The record is from RefSeq and is a predicted model, not a curated record. Gene Ontology annotation, biological process: amino acid metabolic process.
AUUUGUGGGAUUUUUUUCUUCAUAAGAUAACUUCCCCGGUCAGGCCAUUGGGCGGAUCUUCCUCUCUCUCUCCCCCUCUUUCUCUCUCUUCUCUGCGCUCUCACCGGAUCUACUAAUUCAAUAUCAUCGGAAUAGUAGAAUUUUUUAUAUUGAAUAUAUUCAUCAGUACGUACAAUUAUUUUAAAAAAACAUGCUUAAAUUUUGUACUUGUGUGAAUUUCAGAACAGAGUCGAGCGACGAGGAGCGGCGGAGGGAUUCGCCGGCGAGGAAAUUGGAGCGUCAGAAGGAACUAAUUAAGGAGGCACAGAAUGUUCCUUUAUCUCCGUCUUCUCGAUCUCAACGUCAAGAUUACCAGGACGAUAGACUUAUCAAUUUAGACGCGGGAGACCCAACAAUGUUCGAAACGUAUUGGAAGAGAAUGGGGAAGAAAGCGACGGUGGUGAUACAAGGGUGGCGGUCGAUGAGUUAUUACUCCGGUGGUCAGAGCCUGUGUUGGUUUCUUGAGCCAGAGUUGUGCCAGCAGAUCCUUAGACUCCACAGAGUCGUCGGAAACGCCGUCACGGAGGGCCGCUACAUCGUGGUCGGAACCGGCUCCUCCCAGCUCAUAUUGGCCUCCCUCUACGCCCUCUCUUCCCCAGAUUCUCCCCAGCCCACCCCCGUCGUCUCCGCCGUCCCUUAUUACUCUUCGUACCCGUCGGUGAGCGAGUUCUUGAGAAGCAAUCUUUUCCAAUGGGGUGGAGACGCGGCCACAUACAAGGAAGACGAAGACGGCCACAAUCCUUACAUAGAAAUGGUGACUUCACCCAACAACCCUGACGGCAGUAUACGGGCGCCAGUGGUUAACCGAAGCGGAGGCAAAGUGGUGCACGACCUGGCCUACUACUGGCCCCACUACACUCCAAUCACCGCCCCCGCCAACCACGAUCUCGCCUUGUUCACCGCCUCCAAGUGCACCGGCCACGCCGGCUCUCGCAUCGGCUGGGCCCUCGUCAAGGACCCCGCCGUCGCCUCCAGGAUGGUCAAGUUCAUCGAGCUCAACACCAUCGGCGUGUCCAAGGAUUCCCAGCUCCGGACCGCCAGAAUUCUGAGUGUCGUAUCGGAUAGUUGCGAACAGGCUUUCACUUCCGAAUGCAGUGAAUCCUUUUAUGGGUUCGGCCACCGCCUCAUGACCGAGCGGUGGCGGCGCUUGAGGCAGGCCGUUAAACACGGCGGGAUGUUCAGUUUGCCGGAGUUCCCUUCUGCUCAUUGCAACUUUCUCCGCCGACCUACAGAAUCCCGACCCGCUUUUGCGUGGCUGAAGUGCGAGGGAGAUGAAGAAGAUUGCGCAAGCUUACUGCGACGCCAUAAAAUAGUAGGGCGAAGUGGGGUGAACUUUGGGUGCAGCGCAAAGUUCGUUAGAAUAAGCAUGGUGGAUCGAGACGACAACUUCGACUUGUUGGUGCAGAGAAUAUCAAAGAUCACCUUGCCAACCUCGUAAACAGUACUAAAUAAUUCGACAUGUCGAAUCUCCCAUCUGUUCCGUUGCAUGCGUUGUUGCAAGUUUUUCAAUUACAUCGACGUGUGAGAAUAUUGAGGAGUACGAGAAAAUAGACAGAGUGGAACGGGAGCAGAAGCCCAAUAAUAUAUAUUAUAUAAUAUAUAUUUAUAUAUAUAAUAGUGCGUAUAUUUGCGACAAUUAUAGAAAGGAGAGAAUCAGAAAAAUAAAAAAGGAAAGAAAAAGAAAAAAAGGGUGCUCGUAAUAUAUUAUGCCACCGCCCAAUUUUUACCGCAUACAUACGCAAUAUUUACAAUUUUGUAAUAUCCGCAAUUACUGCAUAUCAUAUGCAAUAUUUACAAUUUUGUAAUAUCCGAACAAUUAAAUAAAUUUUCGGAAUAUUUAUAU